CAAUCAAUCACGUAUACCUUAAAGCGGCCAAGACGAAUCAUAUUCCUUACUUUUCUCUCCUCCUAAAAAACACCUGCUCUGCAACCCCCCUAAUCUUUCUCCCAAAUCUUUCUUCCUCAACAAACUCCCUUAUCCCUCUGUUUUUGCUGCAUUACUCAUAUCCGUUCUCUGUUCCAUUUCUCUUCUUCUUCUUCUUCUUUCUUCUUUCUUCUUCAUGUUUUUUGUAUCUACCUCUUUUCCUCCAUAAUCAUGGAGUUUCGACCCUAUUUCCUUUUACAUUCCACAAUCCCCUCUUCACUUGCUAAUUUCAUAAAAGCUCCGAUAUCCAUUUAAGAGAAACACCACCACCACCCACAGCCAUGGAAUUUCGAGAAGCGGUCAUGAAGCUAAUGGUUCACAAACCACCGCCUGAGCAAACCAUCUUCCAGAGAGACAAAAAUACUGCCGCAGUUUCUCCCGCCAAGCAUAAAUGGAAGAUCUCCUUGAACAGACCAUCUUCAUCGGUUUCCUCGAAAACCACACCAGUACAACAUACACAGCAGCACCCACCGCAGCAGGGGCAGACCCCUAAAGAGUUUCUUUGUCCUGUUUUUGGGUCUUUAAUGGCUGAUCCAGUUAUUGUCUCUUCAGGCCAUACUUUCGAGCGAGCCUGCGUUCAAGCCUGCAAAACCCUGGGCUUCUCCCCUACAACUGCGGACGCUAUCCCACCUGAUUUCUCCAACGUCAUUCCUAAUCUCGCUCUUAAAUCUGCCAUUCUUAACUGGUGCAGUAAUCGUUCUCUUGAACCCCCUAAACCCCUUGAUUCUUCCUCGGCGGAGAAGCUUGUCCGUACAUUAAUUGACUCACAGAAGCCGAAACCUGAUACGCAUCGGAAGAAGAAAGACCUUAAAGUAUCCGCUUCAGAGAAAGAGCUCAUUCAAGGAAUUGCAACUAAUCCUUCGGUGAGAGAUAACCACGCUUCAACAGAAGUGACUCGGCGCCCGACUCACUUCUACUCGAGUUCUGACGAGUCGGUCAAGUCGACCCUGCCUCUGCAACUUGCGACUCGACCGAGUUGCUAUUCGUCUUCAUCUUCAUCAGAGAUGGAAAUCCUAAAUCCUAAUUCCAAAGAAGAAGAAGAAGAAGAAGAAGAAGAAGAAGAUUUUGUUACGAAACUUAAGAGUCCACAAGUGUGUGAGAUUGAAGAUGCAUUGACUUCACUGAGAAAGAUGACCAGGACACGAGAGGAAAGCAGAGCCCGUCUCUGCACUCCUCAGUUAUUAUCAGCCCUACGAUCUCUGAUCAUCUCGAGGUACACCGUAAUUGAGGUGAACUCGGUCGCAUUAUUAGUAAACUUAUCUCUAGAAAAAUCCAACAAGGUGAAGAUCGUACGGUCAGGAAUAGUCCCACCGUUGAUCAACGUGUUGAAGGGAGGAUCCCCUGAGGCGCAAGAACACGCUUCCGGUGCUCUCUUCAGCUUAGCCCUCGAUGACGAAAACAAGACCGCAAUUGGCGUACUAGGUGCAUUGCAACCUCUUCUUCACUUACUACGAUCCGAGAGCAAGCGGACUCGGCAAGACUCCGCCUUGGCUCUUUACCAUCUCUCUUUAGUUCAAAGCAACAGAAGUAAAUUGGUGAAACUGGGUAGUGUACCGGUCCUGAUAAACAUGUUGAGGUCGGGUCAUAUGCGGGGUCGGGUUCUGUUGAUACUCUGCAACUUGGCUUCGUGUUGGGAAGGGCGAACGGCUGUGUUAGACUCGGGUGGAGUGGAGUGCCUGAUGAGGAUCCUAAGAGGGGAGAAUUUGGAGGAGUCGGCUCGGGAAAGUUGUGUAGCGGUGCUGUACGGGUUGAGCCAUGUGGGGUUGAGGUUUAAGGGUUUGGCCAUGGCGGCCGGAGGGGCAGAGGUAUUGCGGAAGGUGGAGAGGACAGGGAGCGAGCGGGGGAGAGAGAAGGCGAGGAAGAUGUUAGAGAUGAUGAGAAGGAGAAAGGAGAUGGAGGAGACGGUGGAAGAAGUGGACUGGGAGGAAUUGCUUGACUCGGGAUUGAUGAGUCGGAGUCGGGUCAGACCGGAAGGGUCAAGUGUGAACUCAUCGGAGUUUUGAACCGAGUAAUAUUGGAUAUUUUUUCUUCUCAUUUUAAUUCUUUUUUUUUUAUAUAUAUAUAAAAAAAAAAGUAUUUUAUUUGGA
Messenger RNA from Carica papaya (papaya), 2165 nucleotides. RefSeq names its product RING/U-box superfamily protein with ARM repeat domain-containing protein. Gene Ontology annotation, biological process: protein ubiquitination. The record is from RefSeq and is a predicted model, not a curated record. Gene Ontology annotation, molecular function: protein binding; ubiquitin-protein transferase activity. Lineage: Eukaryota; Viridiplantae; Streptophyta; Magnoliopsida; Brassicales; Caricaceae.